Molecule: messenger RNA, 1573 nt
Organism: Xyrauchen texanus (razorback sucker)
Lineage: Eukaryota; Metazoa; Chordata; Actinopteri; Cypriniformes; Catostomidae
Gene: sdsl
Product: serine dehydratase-like
Exons: 8
Coding region: 96-1064 (322 amino acids)
Biological process (GO): L-threonine catabolic process; L-serine catabolic process
Molecular function (GO): L-serine ammonia-lyase activity; threonine deaminase activity; pyridoxal phosphate binding
Source: RefSeq, a predicted model, not a curated record
UUAGUUAUUUAGUGCUGGAUAAUUAUUGUCAGCAAUCGAACUUUGAACUUGACACUUAUGUUGAAACCACCACGGCAUAGAAAAUUUUGCGCACAAUGUCAAAGCCAGAUGGAUUUCACGUUGUCACGCCACUCCUCGAGAGCACAGGCAUGUCUAAGCGAAUGGGGAGUUCCGUGUAUUUGAAGAUGGAGAGCUCACAGUCCACCGGUUCCUUCAAAAUCCGUGGAAUAGGCCACAUUUGUCAAACUAUUGCAAGUUCCACCAAGUCAAACGGUGUGGUUUGUUCUUCUGGUGGUAAUGCUGGGAUGGCCACAGCAUAUGUAGCAAGAAAACUCAACCUUCCAGCCACCAUUGUUUUGCCCUCUACAACACCCCAACUGGUAGUGCAGAAACUGAAGGACCAGGGAGCUACAGUCAAAGUUGCGGGCAAGGUUUGGGAUGAUGCAAAUGCUGAGGCCCACCGAUUGGCUGAAAGUGAAGGUCUUACUAUCAUACCACCAUUCGACCAUCCGCUAAUCUGGAAAGGUCAUACCAGUAUCAUUCAUGAACUCAAGGCCUCUUUGACAACCAAACCAGGAGCUAUAGUGUUGUCCGUUGGGGGUGGAGGUCUGUUUUGUGGGGUGAUGCAGGGUUUGGAUGAGGUGGGCUGGGGCAGUGUGCCUGUCCUCUGUAUGGAGACUGUUGGUGCAGACUGUCUCAAUGCUGCCCUGAAAGCCGGAGAGCUGGUUACAUUGCCAGACAUUACAAGUGAAGCAACGUGUCUGGGAGCAAAGACAGCAUGCAGACAGGCGUUUGAAUACAGCAAACGGCCCACAGUCAUUUCAGAGGUGGUGACAGAUCUACAGGCUCUGGAGGCAAUGGAACUGUUCCUGGAUGAGGAGCGUGUGUUGGUGGAGUUAGCCUGCGGAGCUGCACUGGCUGCAGUGUACAGUGGUGUUAUCCAAAGGCUACAGGAGAAGGAACGCCUUCCUAAACCUCUCGGCCCACUGGUGAUAAUAGUUUGUGGAGGUGGCAGUGUAAACUGGGCUCAGCUUCUACACUUACAGGCAGUCAUACGGAAAUGAUCAGAACUGAAAAGAUCCCUACAGUCCACUGCAUAUGAAGUUUCUUCAAUUUGUGAAAGCUAAUAUUUUAAAAAUUGUCAUUGCAAAUGCUAUAGCUUGCAGAGUCAUGAGAUGAUGUGGACAUUCUGUUGUAUUUCUGUGAUUAAAUACUAAAAGUAUUUACAAAAGUAUUUAUGCAUUUGCAUUUAUGCAUUUGGCAGACGCUUUUAUCCAAAGCGACUUACAGUGCACUUAUUACAGGGACAAUCCCCCCGGAGCAACCUGGAGUUAAGUGCCUUGCUCAAGGACACAAUGGUGGUGGCCGUGGGGUUUGAACCAACAACCUUCUGAUUACCAGUUAUGUGCGUUAGACCACUAAGCCACCACCAAAGUAGAUGCUAUAAACCAAAGUACCACCAAAGUAGAUGCCAAACUAUAGAAUAAGAAAGAAUAUUCAGGAAAACAUAUUUGGAUUCUCUUCUGUAACAGUCUCCUUUAGUGAAAUAUUGUUUGUGCAAUAAAAUCAUAUC